CCGCGGCGGGCGGAAGGGGCGGUUGAGUGGCCGCGCUAGGCCGCAGCUCCCGGUGCGCGCGGCGUUUUGGUCGGUUACGGGACUCGCUGCCGUCUCCGCCAUGUCGUACAAUUACGUUGUGACGGCGCAGAAGCCGACGGCCGUGAAUGGCUGUGUCACCGGACACUUCACCUCCGCAGAGGACCUGAACCUGCUGAUCGCCAAGAACACACGCCUGGAGAUCUAUGUGGUGACAGCUGAGGGGCUGCGGCCUGUCAAGGAGGUGGGCAUGUAUGGCAAGACUGCCGUCAUGGAGCUCUUCCGCCCCAAAGGGGAGAGCAAGGAUCUGCUUUUCAUCCUGACAGCCAAGUACAACGCCUGCAUCCUGGAGUACAAGCAGAAUGGUGACAAUAUUGACAUUAUAACCCGUGCCCAUGGAAAUGUGCAGGAUCGCAUCGGUCGUCCCUCAGAGACCGGUAUCAUCGGCAUCAUUGACCCAGAGUGCCGGAUGAUUGGCCUGCGGCUCUACGAUGGCCUCUUCAAGGUCAUCCCCCUGGACCGUGAGAACAAGGAGCUGAAGGCUUUUAACAUCCGCCUGGAGGAGCUCCAAGUCAUCGACGUGAAGUUCCUCUAUGGCUGUCAGGCCCCAACCAUCUGCUUCGUCUAUCAGGACCCUCAGGGUCGCCAUGUCAAAACGUACGAGGUGUCCCUGCGUGAGAAGGAGUUUAACAAAGGUCCUUGGAAGCAGGAGAACGUCGAGGCCGAAGCCUCCAUGGUCAUUGCAGUGCCAGAGCCUUUUGGAGGCGCAAUCAUCAUUGGGCAGGAGUCCAUUACCUAUCACAAUGGAGAUAAAUACCUGGCUAUAGCUCCACCCAUCAUCAAGCAAAGCACAAUUGUGUGCCACAACCGUGUGGAUCCCAACGGGUCCCGUUACUUGCUGGGGGACAUGGAAGGACGUCUCUUCAUGCUGCUUCUGGAGAAGGAGGAGCAAAUGGAUGGCACAGUCACCCUGAAGGACUUGCGUGUGGAACUGCUUGGUGAGACAUCCAUUGCAGAGUGCUUGACCUACCUGGACAACGGCGUGGUGUUUGUUGGCUCUCGGCUUGGGGAUUCCCAGCUUGUGAAGCUCAACGUGGACAGCAAUGAGCAAGGCUCCUAUGUAGUGGCUAUGGAGACCUUCACCAACCUCGGUCCUAUCGUUGAUAUGUGUGUGGUAGACCUGGAGAGACAAGGCCAAGGGCAGCUGGUCACAUGCUCAGGUGCCUUUAAAGAGGGUUCACUACGGAUCAUCCGGAACGGCAUUGGGAUUCAUGAGCAUGCCAGCAUUGACCUGCCAGGAAUUAAAGGCUUGUGGCCCCUGAGGUCAGAUUCUCAUCGUGAGAUGGACAAUAUGCUGGUGCUGUCCUUUGUUGGCCAGACCAGGGUUCUUAUGUUAAAUGGAGAAGAGGUAGAAGAAACGGAGCUCACAGGAUUUGUGGAUGAUCAGCAGACCUUCUUCUGUGGCAACGUGGCACAUCAGCAGUUGAUCCAGAUCACCUCUGCCUCUGUGAGACUGGUCAGUCAGGAGCCCAAAGCCCUCGUGAGCGAGUGGAAAGAGCCCAACGGGAAGAACAUCAGCGUGGCUUCCUGUAACAGCAACCAGGUGGUGGUGGCUGUGGGACGAGCCCUCUACUACCUGGAGAUCCAACCCCAGGAGCUCAGGCAGAUCAACUGCACUGAAAUGGAGCAUGAAGUUGCCUGCCUGGACAUCACUCCUUUGGGGGACACUAAUGGCAUGUCCCCUCUGUGUGCCAUCGGACUCUGGACUGAUAUCUCUGCCCGCAUCCUAAAGCUUCCUUCCUUUGAACUGCUGCACAAAGAGAUGCUAGGAGGAGAAAUUAUCCCUCGCUCCAUCCUGAUGACAACCUUUGAGAGCAGCCAUUACCUUCUGUGUGCACUGGGGGACGGUGCUCUCUUCUACUUUGGGCUCAGCCUCGAGACAGGCUUGCUGAGUGACCGUAAGAAGGUGACCCUUGGCACUCAGCCCACAGUCCUGAGGACUUUCCGCUCCCUGUCCACCACCAAUGUGUUCGCCUGCUCUGACCGCCCCACCGUCAUCUACAGCAGCAACCACAAGCUGGUCUUCUCCAACGUCAACCUGAAGGAGGUGAACUACAUGUGUCCCCUCAACUCCGAUGGGUAUCCUGACAGCUUAGCAUUGGCUAAUAACAGCACGCUGACAAUUGGCACCAUUGAUGAGAUCCAGAAGCUGCAUAUCCGCACGGUUCCCCUCUAUGAAUCACCCAGGAAGAUCUGCUACCAAGAGGUAUCACAGUGUUUUGGUGUGCUCUCAAGUCGUAUCGAGGUGCAAGACGCCAGCGGGGGCACCACUGCACUCAGACCCAGUGCCAGCACCCAGGCCCUGUCUAGCAGCGUGAGUACCAGCAAGCUGUUCUCCAGCAGCACAGCGCCACACGAGACGUCCUUUGGAGAGGAGGUGGAGGUGCACAACCUGCUCAUCAUUGAUCAGCACACUUUCGAAGUGCUUCAUGCUCACCAGUUCCUACAAAACGAAUACGCCCUUAGCCUGGUCUCCUGCAAGCUUGGCAAAGACCCAAACACCUACUUCAUCGUGGGUACUGCCAUGGUGUAUCCUGAGGAGGCAGAGCCAAAGCAGGGCCGCAUCGUCGUCUUCCACUACUCUGACGGCAAGCUGCAGAGCCUGGCUGAGAAGGAAGUGAAGGGAGCUGUGUAUUCCAUGGUGGAGUUCAACGGGAAGCUGUUAGCCAGCAUCAACAGCACGGUGCGCCUGUAUGAGUGGACAGCUGAGAAGGAGCUGCGCACGGAGUGCAACCAUUACAACAACAUCAUGGCUCUCUACCUGAAGACCAAGGGAGACUUCAUCCUUGUGGGAGAUUUGAUGCGGUCGGUCCUGCUCCUUGCCUACAAGCCCAUGGAAGGAAACUUUGAAGAGAUUGCCCGGGACUUCAAUCCAAACUGGAUGAGUGCCGUAGAGAUCCUGGACGACGACAACUUCUUGGGAGCAGAGAACGCUUUCAACCUGUUUGUGUGCCAGAAGGACAGUGCUGCCACGACUGACGAGGAGCGCCAGCACUUGCAGGAGGUGGGGCUGUCCCACUUGGGAGAGUUUGUCAAUGUCUUCUGUCACGGCUCCCUGGUCAUGCAGAACCUGGGCGAGACGUCCACACCAACACAGGGCUCCGUUCUCUUCGGCACAGUCAACGGCAUGAUAGGGCUGGUAACCUCGCUGUCAGAGAGCUGGUACAACCUCCUGCUGGACAUGCAGAACAGGCUGAACAAAGUCAUCAAGAGCGUGGGCAAGAUCGAGCACUCCUUCUGGAGAUCAUUUCACACUGAGCGCAAGACAGAGCCAGCUACUGGCUUCAUUGAUGGUGACCUGAUCGAAAGCUUCCUGGACAUCAGCAGGCCCAAGAUGCAGGAGGUGGUGGCAAACCUGCAGAUUGACGACGGCAGUGGGAUGAAGAGGGAGGCCACUGUGGACGACCUGAUCAAGAUUGUGGAGGAGCUGACCCGCAUCCACUAGCAGGAUUUGGGGCUUUUUCCUGACACCUUCCUCCACGUAGAGCAAGGGGCUUCCUUCCCCUGCCUGGCUGCACUCAGCGCCGGCAGCAGCCCUUGCCUGAGGGGAGGUGCCUGAAGGAGAGCUGUUUGUUAGGGAUCUGGGGGGCACCUCGCUGUUGCCAGCUUGGAUUCACCAAUCCUACGGACUCGACCAGUGCUGGGCGCUGCUGGUUGCUCUCGCUGGGUGACGCACAGCACUGCCCUUGCCUGGGUUCAUGCUUUGCUAUUGUUUUGUUUGUUUGUUUUUCUGCUUUCAUUUUUGAUUCUUUUUCGAUCCAUGGUGGGUUUUGUUGGGGUUUUUUUGUUUGUUUGUUUUUGGAAGAGGAAGCAAAGCUGCCUCAAGCGUGAGGGCUGGAGGAGGCAUCUGGGGCAGGUGAGAUCUGUGGGCCCAGAGCAUUUCUCUGCGAAGGAAGCGGAGGGGGACAGCAGGACAGCACGCUCCUCUCCCUCCACAGCACCUCUGGCUCGCUCAGGGAGGGAAUUUCUGGGAAGUUCAAUUCGUUUGUGGAGUUUUACCAAAUAAAGUAGUCCAAACGGAA
This is a messenger RNA of Tympanuchus pallidicinctus (lesser prairie-chicken), 4100 nucleotides long. It is a transcript of the gene DDB1, whose product is annotated as damage specific DNA binding protein 1. The coding region runs from base 101 to 3523 and encodes 1140 amino acids. Gene Ontology annotation, biological process: proteasome-mediated ubiquitin-dependent protein catabolic process; DNA repair. NCBI's taxonomy places the organism in Eukaryota, Metazoa, Chordata, Aves, Galliformes, Phasianidae. Gene Ontology annotation, cellular component: site of double-strand break; nucleus. The record is from RefSeq and is a predicted model, not a curated record. The transcript is spliced from 27 exons. Gene Ontology annotation, molecular function: protein binding; nucleic acid binding.